UUGUUUAUUUCACUGUCGGCGUGGAAAUGUACACCUAAAUCGCUGUGCAUUUCAGUCACGAAAGGUGAGAGUCUUCGCGGGAAAUUUUACCCGCGUCAAUCGAUGGAUAUGACUGUAAGAUAGAAUACACAGUGUGCCACUAGGAUUUUUAACCUCGAGAGCAGUGUGUGUGAGAUUAGAAUGCAAAAAAGCAGUUUCGUAACAACCUUUUGCUUAUUUCUAAGACGAGAGAUUUAAACGCAGUUUGUUAGUCUUUUGACCGUCGCAAAUUAUAUGUAAUCUUUGUUCAUCGCCGAAACAAGAGCGGCAAGACCUAUUGUUUUGAUAAAUCUAUCGCGUUACAACAGGUCCGCAAGUGGUUCUCAGCUUAGAAUGGCCGAGAAUUGAUGACAAAAGACAGGCCUGUUUGUCGUGCGUUUUUGUGUCGUGUACAUUGUACGCGCUAAUGGUAAAAGGAAACGUUCAUUGAAACCGGUGUCAUUUCUGAAGGAAAUUCAUCUGGAUUUCGCGUGCCCUUAAAAAUGAAGAGACCGUUGACGCUUUUUCACUUCUUCAAAGAGAACUCGCAAUGACGGAAAAAUUGGUUAAACAAACACUGUCCAAAGAACUCGCGAACGAGUUACGCUUCUGUGCUUCCUUGACCAAUUAGGGAGCCCUCACUUAAUUCAAGUUCAAACUUCUUUUCACGGUGAUGUGUAAAGAGUUCUAUCGAAACAAUAGUUCAUUUGCAUAUAUAACUUAACGAUAAACACCAUUGGGAAUUGGCUUAAAAGUCUUGCUUAGCUGCUUUCUGAUAAACACUGGAUGUGAAUGUUUAAAAUGCUAUUUAAUUUGCUACUGAAGUUUUCGUUGUUGAGCAAUGCAUCGGAGACAACUCAAGUCGCGUUUAUCCUUUUGAUGGCCGGAAAGAACAUCUUUGUUUGACGAAAAGCCUACUGUUAUUGAAAUAUACACGUCUUAUCGCUGACUUUAUCGCUAUACAAUUUCAUGACAUUUGACAUAUCGUCAACUUGCUUUCAGUAUUUUGUGUCCAAAAGUAUGUAUUAAGCGUUUAAUUUCCGCUGUUUGCUUUGAAAAGUAAAGAGUGAAUCUGUGGACGCUGUUUGGUGUUUUGGGUGGCAGUUCGUUGUGGGAGAGCAGUUUGGUACUGUACGUUGUCUUCGCCGGCUUCAAUCCCUUUGAUCUCACUGACUUUUUUUUGUACAUUUUUGAAAGUUCACUUUGAUUCUUGUUUUUCUGUCUGAUAUUAUGAAAAUUAGGAUAUACAUGAAAAUCGUUGUUCACACAUAAUUUUGACAUGCACUGCAAUGAUUGUCACACCAAAAGCUGGACAGCAGCUUCUGUUGCGUGAAACGGAAGUUAAAAUGUUUUAACCGGAAGUGACAUUUCGAUUCUGUCACGUCACGGUUUCACUCCCUGCACUCUCUCUUAAUUUCUAGUUGAAAUGAUAUCUUGUAAUCUCCUAGGAAUUUUCUUAGGGAGGGUAGUAAGAUUCGUGUGGAAAAUCUCUCCCGGUGGGUUUUAGCGGCGAACGUGUGUUUGUCAAUAUAAUCCUGAACCGAGAAUUUGUUUCCUUGAGUCACGUGACGAAUUCAAGGGCAUGCGCCGAGCGCGAAAUUUGAUUUGGCAAAAACGGUUCGGAAAGGAAGAAGAUACCGUUUCAACGGCGUUACAUCAUUUCCUUUUCAAGCAUGCUGGGUUAACUUUCGCUGAAACUUUUACCACAUUUUUCUACUCUAAUCAAGUGUGAUAUUGCCAUGAGAAUUCAUUUGCCUGGUAGAGGAAAAGAAACAUCAAUCAGUGGAUAUGAAAGUGGGGAAGGAGAUAACAUUAGAGUGUACGUCCGUGUCAGACCACCAGAUAAACACCUUGAAACAGAUGUUGACCGUACACCAUGUUUAGAAGUGACGUCGGGGAAUACAGUGGUGCUCCAGUCUAAGCCUGAUCCAAAAAACUUCUCAUUUGAUCAUGUAGCUGAUAUCAAUGCCACUCAGGAAGAGGUAUUUGGAGCAGUUGGAAAGAAGAUUGUAGAAGGUUGUGUGGCAGGUUACAAUGGAACUAUUUUUGCUUAUGGCCAGACAGGUUCUGGGAAGACAUUCACCAUGCUUGGGCCUGCAGAGGGAGAGGAGGAGAGUUUUACUCAUCAGCUCCGAGGAGUCAUACCACGUGCCUUUGAAUACCUUUUCAGUCUCAUAAACAGAGAACAGGAAAAGCAUGGUGAACGGGUAGAGUUCUUGUGUCGUUGCUCUUUCCUUGAAAUCUACAAUGAACAGAUAUUUGAUCUGUUAGAUCCUGCAUCAACUGGUCUCUCAUUAAGAGAAGAUAUCAAGAAAGGUGUAUUUGUGGAUGGGCUUCUUGAGAGAGAUGUUGCUAGUGCCAGAGAUGCUUACAGGGUGCUAAAUUCGGGCUGGUUAAACAGGAGAGUGGCUUCAACGUCAAUGAACAGAGAAAGUAGUCGCAGUCAUGCUGUUUUUACAGUAGCUUUAGAAUCCAAGGAACGUAAAGCUGGCAUGGCUAGUAUCAAGGUGUCACGCCUUAAUCUGGUGGACUUAGCGGGAUCUGAAAGACAGAAGGAUACACAUGCAGAGGGUCUCAGACUCAAGGAAGCUAGCAGUAUAAACAAAUCUUUAUCAGCUCUUGGUAAUGUGAUAAUGGCCUUAGUUGACAUAACCCAUGGAAAAACGAGACAUGUACACUACAGAGAUUCUAAGCUCACUUUUCUUCUAAGGGAUUCUUUGGGUGGCAAUGCCAAAACCUAUCUAAUUGCCAACGUACACCCUUCAGCAAAGUGUUUUGGUGAAACAUUGUCCACUCUGAACUUCGCCAAAAGGGCAAAGAUGAUUAAGAACAAGGCUGUGGUGAAUGAAGAUGCUACAGGAAGUAUUACUGCUCUUCAAGCUGAAAUAAGAAGACUCAGAGAGGAAUUGGAGAAAGCUAGAGCUGGUGUCCCAAAGCAAAUCACUAGACAAGAAUCAACGGAAGCUGAACGCAACAAGAGUUCUCGUGGCGAGGCGUGUGUAGCCCCGGACAGUAACAACAAUAACAAAAAUAAUUCAGGAGUAGACUUCAAUCAACAGUACCGAGAGUGGAAGGAGAUGAUGGUGGCGGCCACUGCUGCUAGAGAUCGAGCUGAACAAGAAAAACAGUGCUUAGUUGAAAAAGUACAAAAGCUCGAAGAGCUGUGCAGUAAAAAGGAGAAAUUCUUACAGUCGACAAAGAUGAUCCUAAAGUUUCGAGAAAGCACCAUUUCCAGACUGGAGAGACUAAGAAAACGAGAAAAGGAAGGCUCCGAGGGACAGGAGGACGAGAAGGAUAGAGAAAUUCAACUCCUGAAGGAAGAAAUUGCAGUCUUGAAAGACAAAAUUGAACAUCAUCCAGAUGUCACAAGGUUCGCCAUGGAAAAUCUGGAGCUUAGAGCGGAAUUGAAGUGCAUUCGGUCCCUUGAUGAAGAUGGAACUGAUUGCGCUCAGGACCUUGCUAAGAGUCACCGAUACACGCUACAGCUUGAGAGGCAACUCAGAGAACUUCUUCAGUCACCUCAAGGAAGCGAACUGGAAAGAAGUCUGUCCAACUCGUUGUUGAACUUAGAAGCUUCCAAUGCGGAGCUGGAAAAGUUCAAACUUGAACGAGCACAGUUACAGGCUCAGCUGGAAUCAAAUCGCGAGGAGCUGACAGAGACUCGCGAAAGCUUGCAGCAGAUGAAGGAGAAACUUGUGGGACAGGAAGAGAGUUUCAGAAAGAAAUGCAUCGAUUUAGACGCUGAUGUGUUAUCCCUUAGAAAAGCCAACGCUGAACUAGAGAGAGCACUUGAAGCGCAUCAACUGAAGACAGCAGUAGAAAGGACGACACUAAAUGACAUCCACAUGCAAACGAUCAAGAGUCUCACAUCUCCUCGUAAAGUGUUGCUGACUUCAAACCGACUAAGUCCACGUAGCGCGGCCAGUACACCAAAACGAUCACCGGCCAACAAUCGAAAAUCCAAGCUAGCGUCUCCUGUCAUCGGAACACCUGAUGAGAAACCAAAACAACCCAACGGACUGAUUAGGAGAGAUAGCUUCCACGAUAUUGGAUCAGACAGUGAAAUGGAUGAACCAUUCUUUAACUUCGACUCGGAAGAGAUGGAUGAUGAGGAACUUUACAGUGAAUCGCUCUUGGAAGAGCUUAAAAAACAACAGGAGAUGAACAAUAUUCAGCUUCAACAGCUUCAAACAGAAGAGGCAACAAGAAUACGAUUGAACCAAACCGUCAACAAACUUGACCACCAAGUGCAACAUCUCACAACGGUUCUUACAAGUGAACGGGAAAAGCACGCUGCGACUGAGACCGAGCUGAAUAUGAAGAACCUGGGUCUAGCUGACAAGCUCAAAGAGGCCCGGGGAGAGCUAACGGUUCUUCGUAGUGAAAUAGACGAUGUAAAGUGUUUACUUCAAGCUGCCGAGAGACAAGUCGACUCACUGAAGAAGGAACGAGAUAUGGAGAGUAUUGAGUCUGCCAGGAGACUGGCUGCUCUGGAGAGCAAGUUGACGAGACUUGAAUUUGAGAACUACAACCAGCAAACAGAAACAGAGAGCACAUUAGAGAUGAAUCAACACUUACAGGCCGAUGUGGAAACUCUAAGAGAUGAACUCGAAUUCAAGAACCAUAAAAUCGAAGAAUACGAGAGCAUAUUGCAGGCGGAAAGACAGAGAUUGAAGGACAUGGGACAAGAACUCCAGGGAACGUUAGAGAAGUUAGACAUACAAACCGAGACCAAUAACAAGUUGCUAGCUCAGCAAGACAAACAACAGGACAUGGUUAGAGCACUGGAACAACUAGUGGCCCUCAGAACUGAACUACAAGAGAGCAACUCCACAUGCGAGCAACAGGCUCAGAAAAUCCACUCUUUGUCAGAAGAACUGGAUGAAGCAAAGAUCAACAUAAGAACUUUGAAUAAACGAAAUGAAUCCGACAUUGAUUGUGUAAACAAUUUAAUGGAGUCCGUCAAGGGAUUAAAAAAGAACCUUGGCGAGAAAGAUAGCGAGUUGUCAUUCCUUAGAAAUCAGCUGGAGGAAAGCAAACUUCAACAACAGGAGCUGACAGAUAGUAUUGAAGAAAAGAAACGCACCAUAGAGAAAUUAAAAGACAAACUUGAUCGAGAAACAGAAAAGUUCAACAAGGAAAGACUGGAUCGCGAAACUGAAAUGAGUCAAUUAAGAGAUGAUCUUCGUCGGACGACUGAGCAGUACAGAGAAAUGAACCAGGCGCUUGCUCAGCAACAGCAGCAAAUGACUUCUCUGCAGUCUGAUCUGAAGGACAAGACUUCUACUGCGAUGUCCUUAGAAAACCAGCUCAGGAAUGUGGAAGAAUCUAAGGCCGAGUUGGAGUCUCGGUACGAGAGUCGUCUCAACCAAUUACAACACUUGAACGAAUCACUUGACGCGUCAGGGAUGAUUGAAUCACACGAGGCAGAACUGGACAAACUGAGAACCACGCAGGUAACCAUGAGUAAAGUGAUUGACAACUUAGAGGCGCACCGUCAAGAGAGAAACGAAGAAAUGGAGUUAUUACGAGGACAAGUGGACGAGAUGGAUGAGCUGAGAAGAAAUAAUGGCCUGCUGGAGACUCACUGUAAAACACUGAAUUACCAACUUGAGGUUGAGAUGUACGAGGCUAGAGAAAGGGAAGAAAAUUUCAAAACAGAAGUUGAGAGAUUGAGGAAGGAAUUAGAAAACGCAGAUGAGAAACAGCGAAGUGCCACAGAAACGAAGGACCAAAUUUUGUUGGAGAAACAAACCGUUGAGACUGAAUUGGCUGCCGCUAAGCUAAAUAUGGAGACAGCCUUAGAAGACGCCGAAUACAUGGCAGAAGAACUCGAGAGGACAAGACAAAUGGAAAAGCAAGGAUUUGAAGAAAAAGAAGAACUGAAAUCUAGACUUGAAUCCACCAUGGAGGAGAAAUUUAAAUUGGAGAAGGCUAUGCAAAAACACGAAGAGGAGAUUGCUCGACUGAAAGGUCAUCAAAACCCACAGCAAAAACUGCAGCAUCUGUUACUAAUUAAAAAAGAAAAUAAUGCCCUCAAAGAACAAGUAAACAAACUUAUCAAAGAAAGUCAGAAAUGCAGCUGCAAGGGAAAGAAAGUUCCGCUCGGCACCAAAAACGGAGGCGCAGAGAGUAAGAAAGAAGGAAGAUCAAAGGGUUGUUCUUCUGAAGAUGAGGGGAGCACUGGGACUGAACUAAGAGACACGGAUAAAGAAAAUGCCUUUGCCACCGCUACAUCAUAACCUUAACGGAACUGAGUCACAAAAAAAACCCAUUUUUUUAACAAAGAAGAUGUAAUACAGGAAACGUGCUUUGAGAAAGAAAACAGUGUUCAGUUUUUUAUCACGCCUACGUGGUACCACUAACGAGAGUUACUUUAAGUAUUGUCAGAAACUGCUGAUUCUUAAGUUCUGUUUAAACUCGUUCUCAGAGUAUUUCCUCACUCCAUUCUGCUCACCUCACGGUACAGUGUAAAGAGGGAGACCCUGUGAUGGAAGUGAGGAAUCCUUGGUGGCUAUCGCUUGUAGUAUCAGUUUUUAUAGUAGUUAACUUAUCCAGUUAUCACCACUGAGGAACGUCCUUUCUCCCCACGUCAGUUUUGAGUCUUCGAAAACUCAUUUUUCAUUAAGAACGUUUAACUUUUUUUUCACAAAACUGUCAGGUAGCAGUGCUGUCUCUUGAGUAAUCUCAAUAUUUUAAGAUUUUAAACGGUAAUGAUAAUGACGGUUAACUGCAGGAGACUUGAUUCAUUCGUAUCAUGAUUUUCGAGGUAGCUAUCAAGUUACAUUUAUCGAGUAAUUCAAAAUUCGCGCCAAUGUAUAGACACUAAAAUGUGUGAGCGAAUCAUGUGACUGAAUUAGCGUGAAACUCUCCCAGUCCUACCUGUUAUCACGCUCAAAACCUAAGGAUGCGUUUCUGGGGAGUGUAACGACAAAUAUAUACUUUUAGACGAGUGUUAUAGUUGUAAGCAGUGCUUACUGUUGCCUUGUAAGACAAGUUUAGUGAAUACAUAAGCUUCACUUUAGUUAUUGAAAACAAAUCAUAAAAAAACUGUUUCUUGAGCUCAAAUCGAUCUCACCUUUCACGUUUUCCAGACCGGACUUGAUAAGAGAUGGAGGAAGGGUAAAGUAAGGUCUUCGUUCGAGCUUAGAAACCUAUCGGGUCAGUGCUUAUCUCCGGGGUCCAUGGCAUG
Molecule: messenger RNA, 7210 nt
Organism: Orbicella faveolata
Lineage: Eukaryota; Metazoa; Cnidaria; Anthozoa; Scleractinia; Merulinidae
Product: kinesin-like protein KIF15-A
Biological process (GO): microtubule-based movement
Molecular function (GO): ATP binding; microtubule motor activity; microtubule binding
Source: RefSeq, a predicted model, not a curated record